Messenger RNA from Gastrolobium bilobum, 1450 nucleotides. RefSeq lists its product as uncharacterized. The coding region runs from base 84 to 641 and encodes 185 amino acids. Gene Ontology annotation, cellular component: precatalytic spliceosome. Gene Ontology annotation, biological process: RNA splicing. The record is from RefSeq and is a predicted model, not a curated record. The transcript is spliced from 2 exons. Lineage: Eukaryota; Viridiplantae; Streptophyta; Magnoliopsida; Fabales; Fabaceae.
UACUCGCAAGGGUGCAAGGGUGGGUUAUUAUAGGGCUUUGCCAAAGUGAACCAUGAACCCAAACGCCACCUUACAGUUACACCAUGAGUGACCGAGACCGAGACAGAGACCGAGAACGUGACCGAACUCGUGACAGAGAAAGGGAACGAAGAAGAGACAAGGAUGAGCGUGAACGAGAUCGAGGACGCAGCAAGAGAUCGCGUACGCGUUCACCUGAUCGUGGCCGCUCCCGCCACACGCGCUCCCCUGACCGCUCGCGCUCUCCCGGCGAACGCUCCCGUCGGCGUCGCAACAGGACGCCUACCCCCGACCCUCCGAGGAAGCGUCACCGGAGAGGUUCUGUGGAGGAGGAGCAUAAGGAGACGAAGAAAGUGGUGUCGGAUUUCGUGGAUGGGAUCGCGAAGGAACAGCAGCAGAAGCAUAAGGAGAAUGGAGGUGGAGAAGAAGUUGAGGUGAACGAGGACGAGAUGGAGAUGAUGAAGAUGCUAGGGAUUCCCACGGGAUUUGACUCCACCAAGGGAAAGCCCGUUCCUGGUGCUGACGUCAGUGGCGUCAGAGCCGUCACCAAGCGCCAACCUAGACAGUACAUGAACCGCCGUGGAGGCUUUAAUCGUCCAUUGCCUGCUGAGAAGAAUCGCUAGAUUGCGAUUGAGAUGGGUAAUUUCUUUUUGUGGGGGUUCAAUCAUAUGGAAACUUGGAGCCUGAAACUCUUGGCGGGACUGAAAAUGAAAGCUUCUUGUAUUACCUUCAGCUCAACGUCCAGUGUAAUUUGUUUUAGGCAUGUUAUAUUUCGUACCUAUCUAAUUGACAAGUAGCAUUCAAAGAAUUCGCUAAAUUUUCAUGCAGUGUGUGGAUUUAACUGCAUGCCUCUUGAGAUGCACUUGCUUUGAUUAUGGAGUCAGAUGAUUCUGGAUUUCAAUCUCAUGACCAAUUGAUGUGGUAGCUUGUUAACUGGCUAACCUAAAUCUAAACAGAAUUCUAACGUUAUACACAUUUAAUUACUCUUGAUGAGCACUUAAGAAUUCCUCAAAUUGAUAUUAGCAGCAAGAAUUAUCCCUGAGAUGCACGAGCUUUGAUUGAAGUAUCUGGACUUCAAUAUCAUGACCAAUGGACGACCAUGAUUGGGAUUGGUUUUGUUGUGAACUUUGAACUGCACUCAGGAAGAAACGCAGAGGAUUAAAGCUAAACAUCUUAUGCGGUGCUGAAAUCUGAGUGAGGCAGAGCUUUGUACUACAUAGAAACAUGAGUUGACUCGCAAUGAUUCCUCCAUUGAGGAUCCUCAUACGAUAAUUAUUCUUGGUGAGAAUAUAGGAUAAGGACCCAUGUAAGAUAAUUUUCUACACAUUCUGGUUCCUGCCUCAAAUGCUUCAUUAAUCUUUGCUGUCAAUCUUAGAAUAUGAGUCUUAACGCAAUGGUCAUGAUUUCGGGUAAUGAAAGCAGAACUUUUUUC